AUGUUGAGCAUCGCCGCGACCUCCCUGCCCACCUUCACGGCUCCGCUGCUGCCGCAUGCCACGCGCGUCGCCGCGCCGGUGAUGAAGGCGGAGGGCGAGAUCGGCGUGACGCCGCCGCUGGGCGUGUGGGACCCGCUGGGCUGCCUCGCGGAGCCGGUGGACUACCCGCGCCGCGACUACCGCCGCUACGUGGAGCUCGAGAUCAAGCAUGGCCGCAUCGCGAUGCUCGCGACCGUCGGCGUCCUCACCACUGAGGCCGGCUUCCGCUGGCCCGGCUACCUCUCCAAGUCGCUGGACCUCAAGUUCGCCGACCUGCCGGGCGGCUGCUUUGACUCGUACAACGCGGUGCCGGCGCUCGGCUGGCUGCAGAUCGUCGGCUUCGAGCCGGGCGACGUGGGCGGCAUCUCGUGGGUGCGGUACGACGACCCCGAGACCAAGAAGUUCAAGCUCAAUGCGGAGCGCAACAACGGCCGCGCCGCCAUGAUGGGCAUCACGGGCAUGAUGAUCCACAAUGCGCUCGGCGUGGACGCGCUGUUCCCGAUCGUGCAGUGA
Molecule: messenger RNA, 552 nt
Organism: Emiliania huxleyi CCMP1516
Lineage: Eukaryota; Haptophyta; Isochrysidales; Noelaerhabdaceae
Gene: Lhcf68
Product: light harvesting protein
Exons: 4
Coding region: 1-552 (183 amino acids)
Biological process (GO): response to light stimulus; photosynthesis, light harvesting in photosystem I
Cellular component (GO): membrane
Source: RefSeq, a predicted model, not a curated record